Thalassophryne amazonica is the source of this 524-nucleotide messenger RNA. RefSeq names its product huntingtin interacting protein K (gene hypk). The record is from RefSeq and is a predicted model, not a curated record. NCBI's taxonomy places the organism in Eukaryota, Metazoa, Chordata, Actinopteri, Batrachoidiformes, Batrachoididae. Gene Ontology annotation, biological process: protein stabilization; negative regulation of apoptotic process. The transcript is spliced from 4 exons. Bases 36 to 401 code for a protein of 121 amino acids.
CUCUGCUCAGUGUUUCCGCUCUCGUUCCAGUAAACAUGGCGGCAGAGGGAGAUGUCGAUUUGGACUUGGAAGCAGACGAAAACUGCACUGGAAAGCCUGCAGAUAAGCCUCGAAAACAUGAUAGCGGGGCUGCCGAUUUGGAACGAGUCACAGAUUAUGCGGAGGAGAAAGAAAUCUCCAGUUCGGACUUAGAAACGGCUAUGUCAGUGAUUGGUGACAGAAGAUCACGAGAACAGAAAGCCAAACAGGAGAGGGAAAAAGAGUUGGCCAAAGUUACCAUCAAGAAAGAAGAUGUAGAACUAAUUAUGUCAGAGAUGGAAAUUUCGCGGGCAGUAGCAGAGCGCAGUCUGAGGGAACACUUGGGCAACGUGGUGGAGGCUCUGGUGGCUCUGACCAACUGAACAGAUGUCACACAAUGGACUGCUUCCUGUUUCCCAGAGUUCCCAUGAUGCAUCUGAACGUGACGGCAAAGCUGCUGUGGAGCUACACGUACUGCAAAGCUUUCUUCAUUGUUUUUUUUUUUU